Messenger RNA from Aspergillus ibericus CBS 121593, 760 nucleotides. RefSeq names its product PHO88 family protein. Gene Ontology annotation, biological process: protein targeting to ER. The transcript is spliced from 2 exons. Gene Ontology annotation, cellular component: mitochondrion; endoplasmic reticulum. Lineage: Eukaryota; Fungi; Ascomycota; Eurotiomycetes; Eurotiales; Aspergillaceae. The coding region runs from base 5 to 526 and encodes 173 amino acids. The record is from RefSeq and is a predicted model, not a curated record.
GGUGAUGAUGCAGCUGGCCAAGAAGGUUCCCUUCGAAAACCCCGAUGUCCUUCUUCUGGUCCGUGGCAUGUACAUCUUGUCCAACGUGAUCAUCCUCGGCAUCUACCUUUAUACGCAGUCCAAGAUCAACAAAAAGAAUGAUUUGACUACCCUGAAAUAUGUGGAGCCUGCUCCCGUGGGAAGCGGCGAGGAGCCCCGUCCGGUGACCACCACCAACAUGGAGUACGACAAGCAGCAGCUGCGCCAGCUGAUGAGGAGCCAAUUGAUGGGUGUCGGCAUGAUGGGUGUGAUGCACCUCUACUUCAAGUACACCAACCCUCUUCUGAUCCAGUCGAUCAUCCCUCUCAAAGGUGCCUUCGAGGCGAACCUGGUCAAGAUUCACGUCUUCGGAAAGCCCGCCACUGGCGAUCUCCAGCGCCCCUUCAAGGCCGCCAACAGCUUCCUGAACCAGGGCCAGAUCAAGAGCGACAAGGCGUCCGUUGAGAACGCGGAGAAGAACUGGAGGGGUGGUGUCAAGGAAGAGUAGACGUCAGGAUAAGAGGAUGACGUGCAAGCAUUUUGCGAAGACCUUGCUUCCUGUGUAUUUAUAGAUGUGGUGUCAAUGGAGUGAGAGCAAAUCCGAAAUGGAUCUGCGCCUUUCUGGCAUCACACUAGCUUUCUAGCUUUUGUGAUGGGACAUGUUAUACUUAUGACCUAUUCAUGCUGUCGAUAUCGUUCGCUAUGACCCCUUAUCAUUAUAAUAGACACACAUCGGUCGUGA